AUGGUAAUCAAUAUCAAAACUCGAGAGGUCGCUGAGUACAUUGAAACACACGAAAUAGACCUUGUACAACAUGGCACCCACAUUACCGGCAACGGUAGUUGGUUCACAGACGAUGGUACGAGUGGCACUGAGACCCUCAUUGGUUCAUUCAGUACAGGAAAUGAACUCGCAUUCGUGGAACUGGAUGUGGACGAUGAACAAGUGCCACCUGAACAGGAGGCUCCCGCCCUGGGAUACGCGCAAAACCAAGUGCAUGCAGUAUAUGUUGAUCCCUAUUUGAAAUGGGUUGCUGUGGGUGGGAAUGGUUUAAAAGGUAUCACUUUCACUGUUUGGUUUGAACGUGGGGAAGAAGAGAGUAAUACAUUCAGAAAGGUACACUAG
Messenger RNA from Sphaeroforma arctica JP610, 381 nucleotides. RefSeq lists its product as hypothetical. Lineage: Eukaryota; Ichthyosporea; Ichthyophonida. Bases 1 to 381 code for a protein of 126 amino acids. The transcript has 2 exons. The record is from RefSeq and is a predicted model, not a curated record.